AAUUUAGUUUAGCUAACCCAACAGAACCGUCGUCGUUUCGUAACGUGAGAGAGAGAGAGAGAGAAGAGAAGCUCAUUUAACUCGCAAUCCAAAUCCAACUUUCAUCUUUUGAUCACUCCCGUAGAUCUGAGACAGUACCGACCGCUACAAACGUUGUCCGAAUGGCGUUCUCUAUUGAUCACUCCCUCUCAGAUCUAACCAAGCUCAGUCUCUUACCGAAGCCUCACGGACACGCCUCGGACAUGUUCCCCUUCCGUCUCUCCGUCUUCCCACGUGUCCACCUCUCUCACCGCACAUCCACCUCUCGCCUCCUCUCCUCCCUCGGAUCCAAAGUCGAUCCAAACGGCAGCGUUUUAAUCGAAACCACCACGCCCCCCUCCCCCUCCCCCGACGUAACCGGCGGAGUUCAAGACGUCUACGGCGAGGACGCCGCCACGGAGGACAUGCCCAUCACCCCCUGGUCGCUCUCCGUCGCGAGCGGGUACACUCUGCUGCGCGAUCCGCAUCACAACAAAGGCCUCGCCUUUAGCCAGAGGGAGCGCGACGCUCACUACCUCCGCGGGCUGCUUCCUCCCACUGUUAUCUCGCAGGAUCUUCAGGUGAAGAAGAUGAUGCACACGCUAAGGCACUAUCAGGUUCCUUUGCAGAGAUACAUGGCUAUGAUGGAUCUCCAGGAAACCAAUGAGAGGCUGUUUUAUAAGCUUUUGAUUGAGCAUGUUGAAGAGUUGUUGCCUGUUGUUUAUACUCCUACGGUUGGUGAAGCUUGCCAGAAGUAUGGUAGUAUAUUCUUGCGUCCGCAGGGGCUUUUCAUCAGCUUGAAAGAAAAAGGUAAGAUUCUCGAGGUGCUGAGAAACUGGCCCGAGAAGAAUAUUCAGGUCAUUGUUGUCACCGAUGGGGAGCGCAUUUUAGGUUUAGGGGAUCUUGGAUGUCAGGGAAUGGGAAUACCAGUUGGGAAACUUUCUCUGUAUACAGCUCUUGGAGGUGUUCGUCCAUCUGCGUGUCUGCCUGUAACAAUUGAUGUUGGGACAAACAAUGAGAAGCUGUUGAAUGAUGAGUUCUACAUUGGACUCCGCCAAAGGAGAGCUACUGGAGAGGAGUACUCUGAACUUAUGCAUGAGUUCAUGACAGCAGUAAAGCAGAACUAUGGCGAGAAAGUUGUUAUUCAGUUUGAAGACUUUGCCAACCAUAAUGCUUUUGACCUGUUAGCUAAGUAUGGUACAACACAUCUUGUUUUCAACGACGAUAUUCAGGGCACAGCAUCAGUUGUGCUUGCGGGACUUAUUGGCGCUCUUAGAUUUGUUGGUGGAUCCUUGGCAAACCACAGAUUCCUCUUCCUCGGUGCUGGAGAGGCUGGCACAGGAAUAGCUGAACUAAUUGCUCUUGAGAUAUCAAAGAAGUGUCAAAUUCCAUUGGAAGAGGCUCGGAAGAAUAUUUGGCUUGUGGAUUCGAAGGGUUUGAUUGUCAGUUCCCGUAAAGAAUCUAUUCAACAUUUCAAAAAGCCUUGGGCUCAUGACCAUAAACCGAUAAAGGAACUUGUUGAUGCAGUCAAGGCAAUCAAGCCAACCGUUUUAAUAGGAACAUCAGGAGUAGGUCAAACUUUCACUCAAGAAGUGGUGGAAACCAUGGCAGAGCUAAAUGAGAAACCAAUCAUCCUUUCUCUUUCAAACCCAACUUCUCAGUCAGAAUGUACAGCAGAACAGGCUUAUACGUGGAGUAAGGGACGUGCUAUCUUUGCAAGUGGAAGCCCAUUUGCACCUGUAGAGUAUGAGGGGAAGACGUUUGUUCCUGGACAGGCAAACAAUGCUUACAUAUUCCCUGGGUUUGGACUGGGGCUAAUAAUGUCAGGGACCAUUCGUGUUCAUGAUGACAUGCUUCUGGCAGCUUCAGAAGCUUUGGCUGAGCAGCUGAAGGAAGAGCACUACGAGAAGGGGAUGAUAUUCCCUCCUUUUAGGAAUAUCAGAAAAAUCUCAGCUCGUAUUGCAGCUAAAGUGGCUGCAAAGGCCUAUGAACUUGGAUUGGCGACGAGGUUGCCUCAGCCUAAGGAGCUGGAGAAGUGUGCUGAGAGCAGCAUGUACAGCCCUUCCUAUCAUAGCUACCGCUAAGGGGAUAAAAGCUUACACACUCAUUCUCAUUACUCCUCCCAUUCUUUCUUUAUCUUCAUAUAUGUGUUUGUUAUCAUCACCAUUCGAAAUAAUCUACUAAAACUGCUUCUCUAGAGUUUAGACUCUCUUGUGUUUGUAGUCAUGUUAUGUUGUUUAGCAUCUUGAUAUAAACAUAUGUGCAACUGAUUUCAUAUGAUUUUCCUUUUAGGAAAUUUUCAUGAUAAUCCAUUUUUUUGUGAAA
Brassica napus (rape) is the source of this 2343-nucleotide messenger RNA. RefSeq names its product NADP-dependent malic enzyme 4, chloroplastic. The coding region runs from base 162 to 2102 and encodes 646 amino acids. The transcript is spliced from 14 exons. The record is from RefSeq and is a predicted model, not a curated record. Gene Ontology annotation, cellular component: chloroplast. Lineage: Eukaryota; Viridiplantae; Streptophyta; Magnoliopsida; Brassicales; Brassicaceae. Gene Ontology annotation, molecular function: malate dehydrogenase (decarboxylating) (NAD+) activity; malate dehydrogenase (decarboxylating) (NADP+) activity; NAD binding. Gene Ontology annotation, biological process: pyruvate metabolic process; malate metabolic process.